Molecule: messenger RNA, 181 nt
Organism: Racocetra fulgida
Lineage: Eukaryota; Fungi; Glomeromycota; Glomeromycetes; Diversisporales; Gigasporaceae
Source: the annotation of a GenBank genome assembly
GUUAUUCAAGCCAAAGAUAUUAAUCUUGAUAGACAACCUAGUGAUCUAUCAUUAGAAAUAGAUAUGGACAUUCAAGAAAAUACUGCACAAAAUACGAAAUCGAGUUUUGACUUGAAAGAAGAUGGCACCGAUAAUAAUUCAAAUGGAUUCAAUAGUCCUAUUUCACAACUUCUUGAAGAGA